This is a messenger RNA of Syngnathoides biaculeatus (alligator pipefish), 2371 nucleotides long. It is a transcript of the gene adck5, whose product is annotated as aarF domain containing kinase 5. The record is from RefSeq and is a predicted model, not a curated record. Bases 143 to 1876 code for a protein of 577 amino acids. The transcript is spliced from 15 exons. Lineage: Eukaryota; Metazoa; Chordata; Actinopteri; Syngnathiformes; Syngnathidae.
CAAAAGCAGGCGUGCUGUGGAAAAAUGAGUUAAAGGUUGCCCACACUGCCCAAGCGGACGUCACGAGUACGCUUAUUUGAUGUAAAGAAAGUCAUUUUGGAGACAAUUCAUCCGGGCGCCGAGCUGUAUUUACUCAGGAAUCAUGACGAGGAAGAUCCAGGGAGCUUGUAGGUUAUGUCUGCAUCAUGUUGCUCUUCCCCAAAGAAAUGCCGGACCAUCGCUGCAGCGCUCCAGAAGCUUUAGUGCACUCAGGGAAGGAAGACGCAGGGGUUUGCUGUGGAAGACGCUUGCCGCCGUCGCCGUGGGUGCGCCCGUGGCGGCGGGCGUGCGCUACGCCGUGUCGGACCAGAGAGAGCGCCGGAAAAUGCGGAUAGUGACUGAAGGAUUUGGCCGAUUCUGCAGGUCACUGUCUGUGGGAUUUGUGAUAUCGGUCGACUACUGGUGGACCACCAAUGUGGCUCUUCGGGGUCUGGAUGAGAGCAGCCCAUCCUACGCGUCGGCGAUGUCUGCUUGUCACCAGAGAGCAGCGGAGAGCAUGGUGGAGGCCGCCAUCAAGAACGGCGGCAUAUACAUCAAACUGGGUCAAGGGCUGUGCUCCUUCAACCACCUCCUGCCGCCCGAGUACAUCCGCACGCUGCAGGUCCUGGAGGACAGGGCGUUAAAUCGGAGAUACAAAGAGGUGGACGCUCUUUUCCAAGAAGACUUCAACAAAACCCCGCAGGAGAUUUUUAAAACCUUCGACUAUGAGCCCAUAGCUGCCGCCAGCCUGGCUCAGGUUCACAAGGCCAAACUGCAGGACGGGACCUCCGUCGCUGUGAAGGUGCAGUACAUUGACCUCAGGGACCGCUUCGACGGCGACAUCAGGACGUUGGAGAUCCUGCUGGACAUGGUCAAGUUCAUGCACCCGAGCUUUGGAUUCCGAUGGGUCCUCAAGGACCUGAAGGGGACUCUGGCUCAAGAGCUGGACUUCGAGAACGAGGCCAGGAACUCGGAGAGGUGCGCUGAGGAGCUGAAACACUUCAAGUUCAUCGUGGUGCCCAAAGUGUUUUGGGAGCAAACCAGUAAGAGAGUGCUGACCGCAGAGUUUUGCACCGGUUGUAAGAUCAACAAUGUGGAAGAAAUCAAAAGACAAGGACUGAGCUUGAAAGACACUGCAGACAAGCUGAUCCGAGCGUUUGCCGAGCAAAUAUUCUACACGGGUUUCAUCCAUGCUGAUCCGCAUCCUGGGAACGUUCUAGUGCGGCGUGGGCCAGACAACAAGGCGGAGUUGGUGCUUUUGGAUCACGGCUUGUACGAAUACCUCAGCCAGCAUGAUCGUGUGGCUUUGUGUAAGCUAUGGAGGUCCAUAGUCCUACGAGAUGAGGCAGCAAUGGAACUCUACUCUAACGCCUUAGGGGUCAAAGAGUACUUCCUAUUCUGCGAGAUGCUGCUGCAGCGGCCCAUCAAUAUGCGGGAGUUGCGGCUGUCCAACAUCCUGAGUCGAGAGGAGACGGCUUACAUGCGCCAAAUGGCUAUCAACCGCUUUAACAGCGUCAUGCAGGUGCUCAAGUCCAUGCCCCGGCCCAUGCUGCUGGUCUUCCGCAACAUCAACACGGUCCGGAGCAUCAACAUCACUCUAGGAGCGCCCGUCGACCGCUACUUCGUCAUGGCCAAGAGCGCUGUGCGAUGCUGGGGGAAGAUCCAGGCAGAGAAGACCAGCGUGCUGCAUAGAUUCUGGGUUGUCCGCUGGCUGUGGACGAGAUGGGAAGGCCUCAAGUUCGAGCUCGCUCUGAGAUCAGAGAUGGCGAUGAUGGGAGUGACCCGCUCCUUGGUUAACCUGCUGAGCUACUUGGGUCUCAUCUCGCUGGAUUCUGACAUGUACGAGUACCUGACAUAGUGCUCGGCUCUCCUACCUCACGGCCUGGACCUCCCACCCGGCAAUCGGGACCUCGCAGCUCACUAAUCAAAACGAACUGGGUGGAAGAGUGGGACAACAUGUUGCAGUUUCUAAUGUCUGCUUACAUUACCCGUACCACUCUCAACGCUUUAAAGUAACUAUUUUGCGAGAUUUUAAAAGCCUACUGCAAUGGCUGUAUUUAAGGAAAUUACACCUAGGUUUUUAAAUAUUAAUUUUAAGCUGCUGCUAUUUAAAAGCAAAAAAAAAAAAUUGUCAUACAUUGAGAUGAAUGCCAUUGCCGAAGUUAGUUUCACGAAUUAUGCCAGUUUGUGAUUUCACGUGUGUGCGAGGGGGUUUUUCCUGUUUGCAAUUCGGGUCCAUUUUCUAUUGAAGAAAAUCUCAGAAGGUUAAAGCAACAACCAAAAUGUUAAACAAAUUAUUCUACCUCCUCUUUUCAGCCUUUGUCACAAUUUAAGAUGAUGAACAAAUGAGAAU